UUUUUAUUUUUACACACAUAUUUUGGUUUAUCUUCCUUCUACAAUCAUUAUCUGAAAAUUAAUGACUCAACUUCAAAGUCACGUUUAGUUUCACCGUUAUAUGUAUAUAUCACGUCAGUACGCGUUCUAGUUUAGCCAAGAGCAUGAUGUCUGAUGACGAAAGCACGUGUGUGGAGCCUUCGGAGGGAACGGCGUCAUCUCUUACAAGGGAACAACAACAUUUAAAAUCAUUUAUAUUGCAUUUGGAAAGUUUGCCAGAAAUUUUGGACUCUUCAAGAAAUGAUUAUUUAAAUAAAUUGAAAAGAACUCACGCUUAUGAAAAGUUGGUGCUGAUCUACAAAAAAAUUAAGCCGAAUGCAACAGUUGACGUAAGGAAAAAAAUAAACUCCAUAAGAUCAAAUUACAGGAAAGAACUCAAAAAAGUUUUGUAGUCAAAACGUUCGGGAGCUGGCACGGAUCAAAUAUACACCCCAAAAUCUUGGGAUUUUCAUAUGCUGAAAUUCUUGAAAAAGACUGAACAACCUGUUGGCCUGGGACUUCAAUCACAAGGUGAAGACGAGGAAAACUAUAGCGAGAAAGAUUCACAUGAAGUAGAACAACAAAGCAACUCUAGAGAAGAAUCAGCCGACUCAUCUUUUUCGUCUAUCAACGUUCUUGCUCCUCCUCCUCGAAAGAAUAGAAAAACUGGACCUAUAGCAAGACAAAAUGAACUCAUACAAAAAGCCUGUUCUUUAUUAUCAUCAAAACCAUCAUCAUCAAGUAGCGUAAAUCCAACAGCAUUAUAUUGGAGCCGAAAGCUAGAAAAGAUCCACCCAACUCAGAGAACGUUUGCUGAAAAGGCAAUUAAUGAUAUUUUAUUUGAAGCGGAACUUGGGACUUUGGAAAGAGAUUCUGUACAAAUUAAUGUGUCUCCGUAUAGUCGUACCGGGCCUGCGUCUUUGACAUCUCCCUAUAGUGGGAACCCUACAGCAUCACCAGAUUCACAUAUUUCACUAUCUGGAUCAAGUACCUAUGUCCAAAUUCCAUCUCCGUCUCCUCCCACACACCCUCCAAACAUUAAUGUUGUAUACACUAUACAUCUCAGGGUUUGUCUUCAAGGUCCACACUACAAAUAAAUACCUCAAACCAAAGCGAAAUGAAUGCAACUUGCAUAGAUUCACCUGAUCUCACACAGACAUCACUCAACAACCAGAUACUCGUUACCUAAUCCAUAUUCCUGAAUCUAAAGAAAACAAUUACACUUUGUCUACUCAUUUUAAAUCAUUUAAAG
This is a messenger RNA of Acanthoscelides obtectus, 1270 nucleotides long. NCBI's taxonomy places the organism in Eukaryota, Metazoa, Arthropoda, Insecta, Coleoptera, Chrysomelidae. The record is from the annotation of a GenBank genome assembly.